This is a messenger RNA of Monomorium pharaonis (pharaoh ant), 3397 nucleotides long. It is a transcript of the gene ThrRS, whose product is annotated as threonine--tRNA ligase 1, cytoplasmic. The record is from RefSeq and is a predicted model, not a curated record. Gene Ontology annotation, biological process: threonyl-tRNA aminoacylation. The coding region runs from base 408 to 2552 and encodes 714 amino acids. Gene Ontology annotation, cellular component: cytoplasm. Gene Ontology annotation, molecular function: ATP binding; threonine-tRNA ligase activity. The transcript is spliced from 5 exons. Lineage: Eukaryota; Metazoa; Arthropoda; Insecta; Hymenoptera; Formicidae.
GUUUUAAGCUUUGUAGAUAUCAUAAAUUUAUUCAGUCGAUUUUUUAAUUCGGAGUUGGAUAAGACUAGCCAUUAAAAAUUCUCUUAACUUCUCGAGAUAGGAGUAUUCUUUUAGACUUAAAGGUAUAAUCCAAUCAGCAGAGCGCUCGCUGAGCGUAGACCUCUGCUGAACGCGGCCUAAGUGGUUUGUAUAAUAAUUCGAUCGUGCUCCACUGCGACUCGCGCAGAAUCGAAACCGCCGAGUGAGAAUUUUAGUUGUAACCGGCGACCCGAUAGUGUGAUACUCCUAACAUGGGCGACAACGUGGUGGCCGACGUGCAAAAUCUGACCUUGGCGGAGGAUAAGGCACGAAUAUCCCAACUUUACAUACAAGUCGAAUUUCUCUCGCCUUUUUUUUUUAGUUGAACUAUGCUGACGAGUUUACGUUUUCACGUUUGUAGGACCGUUUACGGCGGUACUAAGUGGACACAUGCUCGGGCGAAGUCGAUCAAGGCACUGAAGAAGAAAUAUGCACCGGAGAAGACUAUAUCGGAGCUUAAUCCUUGGCCUACUUACAUUCAGGACCGGAUUGUAUUAUGGGAUAAAUUGAAAAAAGAGUAUGAGGAUGCAUUAGCAGCAAAGACCCCUGUGAAUAUAACUAUAACUUUGCCGGAUGGUAAGAAGGUGCCUGCAAAGUCUUGGCGUACGACACCUUACGACAUUGCAAAGGGUAUUAGCCAAGGUUUGGCAGACAAUACUGUGAUUGCGAAGGUCAACAAUGAACUGUGGGAUCUGGACAGACCUCUGGAAUUUGACUGCAAAUUGCAGCUCCUAAAGUUUGACGAUUCGGAGGGUCAGCAGGUGUUCUGGCAUUCUAGCGCUCACGUUCUUGGGGAAGCUAUGGAAAGGGUUUACGGUGGCUGUCUCUGUUAUGGGCCUCCUAUCGAGAAUGGAUUCUAUUAUGACAUGUAUUUGGGUGACAAGGGAAUCUCCAACACGGACUUUCCGUUUCUGGAGAGUCUCUAUAAGAACAUAGUUAAGGAGAAACAACCGUUUGAACGGCUGGAAAUGACGAAGGAGGCUCUUCUGGAAAUGUUCAAGUACAACGAGUUUAAGGUGCGGAUUAUAAACGAGAGGAUACACACGCCUACCACCACGGCUUACAGAUGCGGUCCGCUGAUCGACUUGUGCAGAGGACCGCACGUCAGGCACACUGGAAAAAUCAAGGCAAUGAAGAUUACGAAGAACUCGUCCACGUACUGGGAGGGGAACGCUAAUGCGGAAUCGUUGCAGAGAUUGUAUGGGAUUAGUUUUCCUGACAACAAGCAACUGAAGGAGUGGGAGAAGCUACAGGAGGAAGCGGCCAAGCGGGAUCACAGGAAGAUUGGGAAGGAGCAGGAACUGUACUUCUUCCACGAGCUAUCGCCUGGGUCUUGUUUCUUCCAACCACGCGGCGCGUACAUAUACAACACUCUGGUCGAAUUCAUUCGUUCUGAGUAUAGAAAGAGAGGAUUUCAGGAGGUGGUCACCCCGAACAUUUAUAACAGCAAGCUGUGGCAGACCUCGGGACAUUGGCAGCACUACGCAGAGAAUAUGUUUUCUUUUGACGUGGAAAAGGAGACCUACGCACUGAAGCCUAUGAAUUGCCCGGGUCACUGCAUGAUUUUUGACGUUCGAAGCAGAUCCUGGCGUGAACUACCGUUAAGAUGUGCAGAUUUCGGCGUGUUGCAUCGCAAUGAGCUGUCAGGUGCGUUGACGGGUCUCACCAGGGUAAGACGAUUCCAGCAGGACGAUGCGCACAUAUUCUGCUCGGUGGAGCAAAUCAAAGACGAGAUAAGUGCCGCGCUCGACUUUCUCUGGCACGUUUACUCCGUUUUCGGUUUUACGUUCAAUUUAUGCUUAUCCACGCGACCUGAAAAGUUCAUGGGUGACAUAGCGGUCUGGAAUGAGGCCGAGAAAGCAUUGGAGGAGAGUUUAAACGAGUUUGGCCAACCGUGGAGCCUUAAUCCUGAGGACGGUGCAUUCUACGGACCUAAAAUUGACAUAACUAUCAUGGACGCACUUAAAAGAGCUCAUCAGACUGCUACAAUACAAUUGGAUUUCCAAUUGCCCAUUAGGUUCAAUCUGUCUUACGUUAAUGAAGCUGGAGAGAAAACCCGACCGGUUAUCAUCCACAGAGCCAUCCUAGGCUCUGUAGAACGUAUGAUUGCUAUUCUAACUGAAUCUUAUGGUGGUAAAUGGCCGUAUUGGCUCUCACCACGGCAGGCGAUGGUUGUGCCGGUAGCGUCGCAAUUUGACGAUUAUGCUUAUGAGGUGAAACAAAAACUCUGGAACUCUGGCGUUAUGGUCGAAAUCGACACCGACCCGAGUGAUACUUUGAACAAGAAGAUUCGUAAUGCUCAGCUUGCACAAUUUAACUUUAUACUUGUUGUGGGAGAGAAGGAACGUAAUGCUGGCACAGUGAACGUAAGAACGAGAGACAACAUAGUGCACGGUGAAAUGGCAGUGGACGAGUUAAUCGCGAAGUUGAAAGUCCUGAAAGAAACGAGAGAUCGAAACAGCGAUUUAAAGUAAUUGUUUAAUUUUCGGCAAUUUGUAAAGCAAAUUAUUUAUUUUUAGCUAUUGCCCAGUAUCUGGCUAAAUCUGUAAUAAACCUAAUGAUAUGGAUAUCUUUUUUUUAUAGUAAAUUAUUUUUUUUUGUGUUUAAGAAAAUAUAAAUUUUUCACUUUUUUGUACAUCAAUUCUCUCCUUCCAUAGAUAUGAAAAUGAACAGAUAUUAUACAACGGAUAUUACAGAUAUUAUUAAUUUAAUGAAGACGAUAAGAAAUAUAAACUGAUAUGUGAAAACACAACUAAUAGAAAAUAUGUUUUAUUCGGUCAUCGCUAAGACAGAAUGCCCUGAAAGGUCGGAAAGUCUCAGGUUUGAUUCCCGACUGAGGUGUUAUAUUUUUGCAACAGAAUUAUUUACAUUUGGGGGAAAAAGAAAACAGAAUGCUUAUUAUUAUUAUUAUUAUUAUUAUUAUUAUUAUUAUUAUUAUUACUAUUGAAUUUAUUAUCAAUUUUAUAUUGUGAUAUUACUGAUCUUGUUUAUCUUAUUGUGUUUUAAAGAUUGAAAAAUCCAUUCGGCGCACAGUUCACUGUAUUUUAAAAGGUAUAUUAAACAUCAAACCACACAAGUAAAUAUCAGCAGAAAAUCCAGCUAUGACCGAAUAAAGCAUAUUCUUUAUUAAUUAUAAAUUUAUGUGCAUUUUACACUGUGUGUAGCAUUUAUUAUAAAAUGUGAUUAAAUAUUUGGUCUUUGUACACAUUGUGUUUUACUAUAACAGCGAUUAUCAAUUACCAUUUUUACAUAUUGUAUUUUAUAUAUUAUAUGUUCAGCUGUUGCACAAUUCUUGCAAUUAAAAAAAAAAUCAAAAUUA